Haliotis rubra (blacklip abalone) is the source of this 1895-nucleotide messenger RNA. Its product is annotated as endoglucanase E-4-like. Bases 6 to 1745 code for a protein of 579 amino acids. Lineage: Eukaryota; Metazoa; Mollusca; Gastropoda; Lepetellida; Haliotidae. The transcript has 11 exons. Gene Ontology annotation, molecular function: polysaccharide binding; hydrolase activity, hydrolyzing O-glycosyl compounds. The record is from RefSeq and is a predicted model, not a curated record. Gene Ontology annotation, biological process: carbohydrate metabolic process.
ACAUCAUGCUGGUGUUGGUAUUGGCAGCUCUAGCGGCUGCAGCUUCGGCGGUUGACGUCCCCAUUAGUAACCACUGGGACGGCGGCUUCCAGGCGAAGGGCUGCGUCACGAUCACGAAAGACCUUCAUAGCUGGAAGGCACACUUAACGUUCUCUCAGGCCGUCGAUUCUCUAGAUGUCAGCACGGCCAAUGUCCAGAAGACCAAUGGAGGGAAGGAAUACAUCCUGACGAACAAACAGUGGAACGCUGAUGAACACGCCGGAGACAAACUCUGUCUGGAUUUUGUGGGUCACACAAGUGGCAACAUCGCCCCUAAGGCCACCCUGACAGUUGAGGGCAUGGCUGCCGGUAGCUCCCACUCCGGUGGUUCCAACACCGGCACCCCCACCAGUACCCAUAGCGGUACUCAGGCCCCUGUGCAUACAGGAGGCGGUAAAGAAAGAUACAACUAUGGCGAAGCUCUUGGCAAGUCCAUCCUGUUCUAUGACGCUCAGAGAUCCGGCAAACUUCCGGCCAACAACCCCAUCAAGUGGCGAGGUGACUCCGCCCUGGGAGACAAGGGAGAUAAUGGGGAGGAUCUGACCGGGGGCUGGUAUGAUGCCGGUGACCACGUCAAGUUCAGCUUGCCCAUGUCCAGCUCCUCCACCCUCCUGCUGUGGGGCUACUUACAGUGGAAAGAUGCCUAUGCCACAACGAAACAAACAGACAAAUUCUUUGACAUGAUCAAGUGGCCCUUAGACUACUUCUUGAAGUGCUGGAUUCCAUCCAGUCAGACUCUGUAUGCACAGGUUGGAGAAGGAAAUGAUGACCACCACUUCUGGGGCCGUGCUGAGGACAUGAAGAUGGCCAGACCCGCCUACAAACUCACACCAAGCAAACCUGGAUCAGAUGUUGCUGGAGAGAUUGCUGCCUCCCUAGCUGCUGGGUAUCUGGCAUUCAAACAGAGAGAUCAUGCCUACGCAAAUAAACUUCUGGCUGCAUCCAAGCAAAUCUAUGCGUUCGGAAAGAAGUACCCUGGAAAGUACAGUCAGAGUAUCUCGGAUGCCGGCCAGUUCUACUCAUCAAGUGAUGACAAGGACGAGAUGUGUGAGGGCGCCAUGUGGCUGUACAAGGCAACAAAUGACAAGUCCUACCUGGCCGAUGCCAAGGGAUUCCACGAGAAUGCCUGGGCAUGGGCUCUAGGAUGGGACGACAAGAAAAUCGCUUGCCAGCUGCUGUUGUACGAGGCUACCAAGGACUCUGCUUACAAAGACGAAGUGGUGGGUUUCUUCAAGGGCUGGCUCCCUGGUGGCUCCAUCACCUACACUCCAUGUGGACAGGCGUGGAGAGACCAGUGGGGCUCCAACAGAUAUGCAGCUAACUCUGCCUUUGUUGCGCUGUUGGCUGCUGAUGCUGGUAUUGACACUGCAACCUACAGGAAGUGGGCAGUUGAGCAGAUCAACUACAUCCUCGGGGACAACAAGUACGGCAUCAGCUACCAGAUCGGCUUCGGCUCCAAAUAUCCCAGGAAUCCUCAUCACAGAUCUGCCUCCUGUCCCGACAUUCCAGCUCCCUGCACAGAGGUCAACUUACACUCUUCCGGUCCCAGCCCCCAUAUCCUUGUGGGCGCCAUAGUGGGAGGUCCUGGUAAAGAUGACUCCUACAAGGACGACAGGGAGGACUACGUCCACAACGAGGUGGCCUGCGACUACAACUCAGGCUUCCAGUCUGCUUUAGCUGGUCUCACUCAUCUUGUAAAAAGCUAAGGAGUUGCCAGCAGUUCCUGCACCAAAGUGUCAUGGUUGAGACAUAACGUGUUUGUAUUAAAAAUGAAAUAAAAUACUGAAUGGCAUUGAAUUAGUUUAUUUUGUUAGUAGCUUUUGUGACAGUGUGAAUAUGUUUUAUAAAAAGUCUUG